Molecule: messenger RNA, 1000 nt
Organism: Eupeodes corollae
Lineage: Eukaryota; Metazoa; Arthropoda; Insecta; Diptera; Syrphidae
Gene: SrpRbeta
Product: signal recognition particle receptor subunit beta
Exons: 4
Coding region: 134-865 (243 amino acids)
Source: RefSeq, a predicted model, not a curated record
UGCAGUUGUCUGUUGUCCUCGUUAUUAUUUCUAGUUCUUGUCAUUUUUUCUUGUUUUGUUGGCUGUUGGUGUUGGCAGAACAAAAUUAUUUGUAUUGUUUUCCUCCAACAAAAAUAAUUAUUUAUAAAUAAAAAUGGAUAGAAUAAAUGUAAAACCAGAUGAGCAAAAUUCUACAGAAUCAACUCCUGUUGAUUUUUCACAAAUUCUCGUGGCAUUAAUUGUUGGAUUGGUUGUUCUAGUCAUCUACUUCAUUUACAAGAAACGAUCAUCAACCAGAAGCACAUUCAUUCUUACCGGGCUUUGUGAUUCCGGCAAAAGUGUUGUAUUCAGUCAACUCCUUUAUUCAAAAGUUCCAGAAACUUUCACCUCGAUUGCUGAGAAUGUUGGUACUUACCAUGCUGGAAGACUUUCAACUCGUCUCAUUGAUAUCCCAGGUCAUGAGCGAGUUAGAGAUAAGUUCUUUGAUCAAUACAAAAACACAGCAAAGGGAGUCAUCUUUGUCGUAGACUCAGUGAACAUACAAAAGGAUGUUAGAGAUGUUGCAGAUUAUUUGUACACUUUGUUAUCAGAUUCUGCUAUAAAUCCUUGUUCAGUUUUGAUUUUCUGCAACAAACAAGAUGAAGAAAUGGCCAAGAGCAUUCAGGUUAUCAAAACUCUGUUAGAGAAGGAAAUGAACACAGUAAGAAAAACUCGUACAAGCAAGCUACAAUCUGUUGACGAUUCCGAGAAUAAGGUUGUUUACUUGGGCAAAGACGGCAAGGAUUUCGAAUUCUCUCAUCUCAAUCAGAACAUCCAAUUCUACGAGGGCUCUGGAAAGAACAAUGAACUCGAAAAUCUAUCCGAUUGGAUUGAUCGAAUGAUGUGAAAAUAUUUGUUUCGUUCUCCUUCUCAAUUUUGUAAUGCCUAAAUUUUCUGCUUAUUUUUUUCAUUAUGAAAAGACUAUUUUUUGAUAUCUUCAAUUUUAUUUUUACCAUUAAAAAAAAAUAGAAAAAAAAGUUCA